AUGAUCAAGCUCACCCUCCUCACUGGUCUGCUGCUCGUGCUGACGGCUGAGAUAGGUUCUGCCUACCAGCUGAUAUGCUACUUCACCAACUGGGCCCAGUACCGGCCAGGCCUGGGGCGCUUCAAGCCUGAGGACAUUGACCCCUGCCUCUGUACUCACCUGAUCUACGCCUUUGCCGGGAUGCGCAACAACGAGAUCACCACCAUCGAAUGGAAUGACGUGACCCUCUACCAGGCUUUCAAUGGCCUGAAAAACAAAAACAGUCAGCUGAAAACUCUCCUGGCUAUUGGCGGCUGGAACUUUGGAACUGCUCCUUUCACUACCAUGGUUUCCACUCCUGAGAACCGCCAGACUUUCAUUAACUCGGUCAUCAAAUUCCUGCGCCAGUAUGAGUUUGACGGGCUGGACUUUGACUGGGAGUACCCUGGCUCACGUGGGAGCCCCCCGCAGGACAAGCAUCUCUUCACCGUCCUGGUGCAGGAAAUGCAUGAAGCUUUUGAGCAGGAGGCCAAGCAGGUCAACAAGCCCAGGCUGAUGAUUACUGCUGCAGUAGCUGGUGGCAUCUCCAACAUCCAAUCUGGCUAUGAGAUCCCCCAGCUGUCCCAGUACCUGGACUAUAUCCAUGUCAUGACCUAUGAUCUCCAUGGCUCCUGGGAGGGCUACACUGGAGAGAACAGCCCCCUCUACAAAUACCCAAGUGACACUGGCAGCAACGCAUACCUCAAUGUGGAUUACGUCAUGAACUACUGGAUGGAAAACGGGGCCCCAGCUGAGAAGCUCAUUGUUGGAUUCCCAACCUAUGGACACACCUACAUCCUGAGCAACCCCUCCAACCAUGGAAUUGGGGCUCCCACCACUGGCCCUGGCCCUGCUGGGCCCUACACCAGGCAGUCUGGGUUCUGGGCCUACUAUGAGAUCUGUACCUUCCUGAAGAAUGGAGCUACUGAAGUGUGGGAAGCCGCUCAGGAUGUCCCCUACGCUUACAAAGGCAACGAGUGGCUUGGCUAUGACAACACCAAGAGCUUCAAAAUCAAGGCUGACUGGCUGAUGAAGAACAACUUUGGAGGGGCCAUGGUCUGGGCCAUUGAUCUGGAUGACUUCACAGGCACAUUCUGCAACCAGGGCAAAUUCCCCCUGAUCACCACCCUGAAGGAUGCCCUGGGCCUGCAGAGUGCAAGUUGUACUGCUCCCUCUCAGCCCAUUGAGCCAAUAACCACUCCUCCCAGCAGCGGGAGCGGGAGCGGGAGUGGGAGCGGCGGCAGCGGGAGCGGCGGCUCCGGGGGCACUGGUUUCUGUGCUGACAAAGCCAAUGGCCUCUACCCUGUGGCGGACAACAGAAAUGCCUUCUGGCAGUGCCUGAACGGAAUCACGUACCUGCAGCACUGCCAGGCUGGGCUUGUCUUUGACACCAGCUGUGACUGCUGCAACUGGCCCUAAACCUGACCUGUCUCCUUUGCCAGGGUUCUGAGCGGUCUGCAUUCUUUGUUACACCUUGCUUCUACCUGGAGUUCUGCAAUAAAAUUCAUCAGUCAAAACA
Molossus molossus (Pallas's mastiff bat) is the source of this 1537-nucleotide messenger RNA. It is a transcript of the gene CHIA, whose product is annotated as chitinase acidic. Gene Ontology annotation, molecular function: chitinase activity; chitin binding. Gene Ontology annotation, biological process: carbohydrate metabolic process; chitin catabolic process. The coding region runs from base 1 to 1437 and encodes 478 amino acids. The transcript is spliced from 11 exons. The record is from RefSeq and is a predicted model, not a curated record. Gene Ontology annotation, cellular component: extracellular region. NCBI's taxonomy places the organism in Eukaryota, Metazoa, Chordata, Mammalia, Chiroptera, Molossidae.